Messenger RNA from Liolophura sinensis, 6277 nucleotides. Its product is annotated as calcium-transporting ATPase sarcoplasmic/endoplasmic reticulum type-like. The record is from RefSeq and is a predicted model, not a curated record. The coding region runs from base 233 to 3298 and encodes 1021 amino acids. Gene Ontology annotation, cellular component: membrane. The transcript has 25 exons. Gene Ontology annotation, molecular function: ATP binding; ATP hydrolysis activity; P-type calcium transporter activity. Gene Ontology annotation, biological process: calcium ion transport. NCBI's taxonomy places the organism in Eukaryota, Metazoa, Mollusca, Polyplacophora, Chitonida, Chitonidae.
UUGACCGCUGUUUCUGUACUCGAUCACUUCGUCGGGAACGGAGAAGGGACACGAAGGUGGAAAUCAAGCUCGAUACUCUCCGUUUCUGGCGUUAAUUUUCGCUACAUCUGGAGGAUAACAUCUGUCCAGAAAUCGGUGGUAAAUCUGGUCCAAUCUCUCUAUGAAAUUUCUUUUGACUAGGUGAUAGAUUUUCGAAGGGAAACCGACAGGGCGCCGCUGGCCAACAGUGCAAAUGGAUCUUGCACACACGAAAACCGUAGACGAAGUCUGCGCACAUUUCGGAGUUGAUGAUAAAUUUGGUCUCAACGACGAUGCCGUGAAGAAAAAUUUAGAGAAAUAUGGACCCAAUGAAUUACCAGCUGAAGAAGGCAAGCCGCUCUGGGAACUUAUUUUGGAACAGUUUGACGACUUGCUGGUGAAGAUCUUGCUGUUGGCAGCUGUAAUAUCUUUUGUUUUAGCGUGGUUUGAAGAGAGUGAAGAACAGAUCACAGCUUUUGUAGAGCCCUUUGUCAUCCUCACAAUUUUGAUAGCUAAUGCAGUGGUGGGAGUCUGGCAGGAGCGAAAUGCCGAAAGUGCGAUUGAAGCGCUCAAAGAGUAUGAGCCGGAGAUUGCGAAGGUCAUGCGACAAAAUCACCGGGGCGUGCAGCGAAUCAAGGCCAGAGACCUUGUCCCGGGUGAUAUCGUGGAAGUGUCGGUUGGUGACAAAGUACCGGCAGAUAUCCGCCUCGUCCGUAUCCAUUCCACAACCCUUAGAGUUGACCAAGCCAUCCUGACAGGAGAGAGUGUGAGCGUGAUGAAACACACAGAUCCUAUCCCAGACCCGCGAGCUGUCAACCAGGACAAGAAGAAUGUUCUUUUCUCUGGCACAAACAUUGCAGCUGGCAAAUGCAGGGGCGUAGUGAUUGGCACUGGUCUCAAUACAGAAAUUGGUAAAAUUAGAAAUGAAAUGAUGGAUACAGAAACUGAGAAAACACCACUACAGCAGAAACUGGAUGAGUUUGGGGAACAGUUGUCCAAGGUCAUCACUGUGAUCUGUAUUGCUGUUUGGGCCAUCAACAUUGGGCACUUCAAUGAUCCUGCCCAUGGCGGAUCCUGGAUUAGGGGGGCUAUCUACUACUUCAAGAUUGCCGUGGCUUUGGCUGUGGCUGCCAUCCCAGAAGGUCUACCAGCGGUCAUCACCACCUGUCUUGCCCUGGGUACCCGCAGAAUGGCCAAGAAGAAUGCUAUUGUGAGGAGUUUACCGUCAGUGGAGACGCUGGGUUGUACAUCCGUUAUCUGCUCUGACAAGACUGGUACACUCACCACCAAUCAGAUGUCUGUAUGCAAGAUGUUUAUUUUCAAUAAGAUUGAAGGCAACAAUGUUUCAACGCUACAGUUUGAGAUAACGGGCUCGACAUAUGCCCCUGAGGGUGAUGUUUUCCUGAAUGGCAAACAGAUCCGCACUUCUGACUUUACCGGCCUAGAGGAGUUAGCCACCAUUUGCGGCAUGUGUAACGACUCCAGUGUGGAUUUCAAUGAGGCCAAGAAUAUGUACGAGAAAGUGGGUGAGGCAACAGAGACAGCCCUGGUGGUGCUGGUGGAGAAAAUGAAUGUGUACAACACAGACAAGUCGACGCUGAACAAGCGUGAAGUAGGCACUGCCUGCAACCAAGUCGUCCAGAACAUGUGGAGGAAAGAGUUUACACUGGAGUUCUCUCGCGACAGGAAGUCGAUGAGUGUCUACUGCUCGCCCAACAAACCCACCAAGACAGCCUCUGGAGUCAAGAUGUUCUGCAAGGGCGCCCCAGAGGGAAUCCUUGACCGCUGCACCCACGUCCGUGUCGGGAACAGCAAGGUGCCCAUGUCACCCGCCAUCAGGAACGAGAUCAUGAAGCACGUGAGAGUGUACGGAACAGGCCGAGAUACUCUGCGCUGUCUGGCUCUGGCAACCAUUGACAACCCACCACGCAGGGAGGACAUGGAUCUGGAGGAUUCCAGGAAAUUCAUCCAGUAUGAGACAAACAUGACAUUUGUUGGUAUUGUCGGUAUGUUGGAUCCCCCUCGUAUGGAGGUGUUUGAUUCCAUCAUGCGCUGCCGAGAGUCCGGUAUCCGGGUCAUCGUCAUUACUGGUGACAACAAGGCCACAGCUGAAGCUAUCUGCCGUCGUAUUGGCGUGUUCUCCGACAACGAGCCCACAGAGGGACUGUCCUUCACAGGACGUGAAUUUGACGAGUUGUCGCCAGAGGACCAGAGGGCAGCGGUGAUGAGAGCGAGGCUGUUUGCUCGUGUGGAGCCUGCCCACAAGAGUAAGAUUGUGGAAUAUCUUCAAGGAGAAGGCGAGAUCUCUGCCAUGACUGGUGAUGGUGUGAAUGAUGCCCCUGCAUUGAGGAAGGCUGAGAUUGGUAUCGCCAUGGGCUCUGGUACUGCUGUAGCCAAGACUGCCUCUGAGAUGGUGUUGGCAGACGAUAACUUUUCCACAAUCGUGGCCGCCGUGGAGGAGGGGCGUGCCAUCUACAACAACAUGAAGCAGUUCAUCCGCUACCUCAUCUCCUCCAACAUUGGAGAGGUCGUGUGUAUUUUCCUGACGGCUGCACUCGGCAUCCCUGAAGCGUUGAUCCCCGUACAGUUGCUCUGGGUGAACCUGGUGACUGAUGGUUUCCCUGCCACUGCCCUCGGCUUUAACCCUCCUGACCUGGACAUCAUGAAGAGGCCACCAAGGAACCCCAAGGAGGGCCUCAUCUCGGGCUGGCUCUUCUUCAGAUACAUGGCUAUUGGAGUGUACGUGGGGUGUGCCACAGUGGGAGCGGCUGCCUGGUGGUUCAUGGUGUACGAGCAUGGUCCCAAGCUCAACUACUAUCAGCUGACCCACCAAGCUCAGUGUCUGGCACAAGAUGAAAUGUUUGCCGGCGUGGAUUGUGCCAUCUUUGGGGCUCCUGAGCCCAUGACAAUGGCCCUGUCCGUUCUCGUCGUCAUAGAGAUGCUGAACGCUCUGAACAGCUUGAGUGAGAACCAGUCUCUGGUUGUGAUGCCCCCAUGGAGUAACUGGUGGCUUCUAGGAUCCAUUGCUCUCUCCAUGACCUUCCACUUUAUCAUCCUCUACGUGGAUGUCAUGGCAGCCAUUUUCCAGAUCACACCUCUGAACGUGACGGAGUGGAUGGCAGUGUUGAAGAUCUCCAUACCAGUGAUAAUCUUAGACGAAACGCUGAAGUUUAUUGCACGCAAAUACACUGACGGUAAACUACCGAUUUUUUCCACUUCGGGAAUUGUGCUUAUGUGGGUAGUGUACGGUGGCUACUUGUAUGCCACCUUCCUCCACUAGUGAUACACUUGUUUUUUUUCCUCUUCCUCCUCCUCCCAUUCUGGCGGUGGCCAGCACCGGCACGGGCCAGUUAUCUUCCCCUGCUCUCUCCUUGCUGUGUGAUGUGAACAAGGCUGAUCUGCAGUGUUGAUCCCCUCAAGCAUGUUAAUCUCUCGUGUUCAAACCACAGUUGUACUUCGAUCACCUGUUUUUUUUAUAAGACCCAACAGAUUCUGAUUGUCUUGUCAUGUCCCUUUACAUGGGAGUUUUCUGCAAGUGGAGGCAGAUUUUUGGUGAAGUGGAAAGAUGUACAAGAUUGUGUUUAUGGCCUCAUGACUGGUACACUGGUCAAGGAAGAGGUUAUGGUGCCGGAGUGUUACCUGUAUAUGGUUAGCUGGACAGGUGUAAUUAUUUAUGGAAGUUGUAAUUAAUUUGAAAGAAUCAUACUAUUUGAGCGGCUGAUUUUUAACAGAAGUUAACAAGUUGCUGUUUACAGUUAAAAGUGCUCAGAUGUGCAAACUAUUGAAGACUAUCUUUUGUUUUUAAAUCACAUUAUAGAUAUAAGCCAGUAACUCUGCAUGUUGUCUAUUUAUAAAUGAAUUGUAGUUUGAAAUGUAACAGGAAUCUGCAAAAAAAUUCUUGCACAGGUCACAGAAACUUUCUGCUUAGUACUGGUUUUUCUGUUGCCCUGAGGAAACUUUUUUUUUUUAAUUCAGUGAUGAAAUUACCAUAGCUAUUUCAUAUUUUCUCCGAUCUAUUUUAUUUCUAAUUUUUGGGGUAUUUUGGCUUUUGUUUUUUUUUUCUAUUAUCUUUAUUUUUCCACAUUAAGUACAAAUUGGUUUAGUCAGUUCACUUUCACCUUACUCCAACCUCACCGUUGUGUGGGAUGUUAUGUUCAACUCAUUUUACGUUUGUGUUGCAGUUGUAAGCCCUUCAUCUGUCCCUUACCUCCUACUCCUCACCCUCACUCCAAACAAUCACCAUUUAUACAGUUAGCUCACCUCACACUUGUUGCAUCUUCUGAACCAUGGUUAGGGCCAUCUUUAUUAUGGCAUCUGUAUACGCAUACACAUUUUCAUGGCAUUUCUUUGAUGCAGGGUUUGUGUGAAGUUUUUGUGAGUGUAUUUUAUGCUACUGUACUUUGAAGCCUUUAUCAUUAAUCCAUGUUCUAGUGUGGCAUGUAACCUCCUUAGAUGCCGCUUGUCUGAUUUUAACUGUUUUACUGUAGCCCAGUACUGUGCAAGGACCUGUGAUAACUAGUACUUCUGCUGCAGACAUUUUUUGCGCAUUGUUGUGGAUAUGUAUGAUGCAAGUUAUGCCUGUGAACUUAUUUAUUUCCAGUCAGAUUUUAAAUGUGUCCUCAUGAAAAUUGUUUGUGGAGUCUAUCUUUGACAACUUGUGUGCAUUUACUAGUUGAGUACUGGCAGGUCCAGUGCGGAAUCUGUUAAAACGCUGAUGUAGGCUCACCUGUUUAGAUCCAAGGUCUCAUUCAGCUCAGUGUGAAGUGAAGUGCAAACUGCGAAUGUACAUGGUAAGCUGGUCAAUCGUUGUGUACAUUUCGUCUAUGCGUGUAGCGAGCGAGUCUGCUAAAGGGAAGCUGCAAAACAGUUUGCCAGUUGCACACACUUUAGCCACAACUUGUCCCAUUCACAGUUGUCUUUCCCUGGCAUCGGUAUGCAGCCAUCUUUAUGAGAAAGUGUAAAAUUUUAAUGAACUAUACACAAACUUUCUAGGUAUCUUUUACCAAUCAAACUGACUCUCUUGGUUUUACUAUUAACUUGGAAAGUUGACUACACAUACAGUCGAGAGUAUAAUGUAACUGCAAGGUAUUGUUCACUGAAGGAGUAAGACCAUUGUUGUCAUUACUAACGAGGGAAAAGGGGAAAACUGGUAACUUGUCGGUGUCUGGUAAUCUCUAAGGGUGACAGGUCAGUGUUUUUUGUCAGGAUGACUGGUUCCUUGUGACAGUUAAUGUGUUGAAAUGUUGAAAACGAUAUUGACAGUUGCCCAUGUUCUUUGCCUUCAACUGUUAAUGGGCCUGUCCUGGAAUUUACCUUGGUUAAUUUAAACUGACUGUGAACAUGGGAACAUGUCCCAUGUUAGUAUAGACUUACAAGCAUUAACAUCCAGAAAUUAAAAAAAAGAUAACCCAGUAUAAGCCAAUCAGUGUAGUUUAAGAAAUAACUUUAUACAUGUAUCUACACGAAGAUAACUAUAAAUUACGUGUAGUUUUAGUCGUAACCAUGUCUUAUUUAUCAUUGUUACUUGUUGGGGUAGACUGUUCUGACAAUUUUCUUCAGCAUUGUUGUAAUAGAUGUGUGCUGCGUGUUGUUGGUUUUUUGUUUUUGUGCGAUUCAUAUUGAAACAUGCUCUCACAUUUUCCCCUAGAAAUAGGCGAGAUGUGUUUUGUUUUUUUUGUAAGUUUUGUUAAAGCGCAUCUGUCUGCUCAAGAGAUAUGUUGAUGUACUGAUUGUGUAUAUAUUAGGGAGUGAGCUAUGCAUGUUUUGGGGGGUUUUUUUUUCCAUUGUUUCUAUUUUCUUUUUUGAUACCUGGUACCUCGAAUUUGAAUGGUACCACUGUAAACUACAUUUAUGUCCUGUACUUUUAAAUGGUGUCAGUCUAUCUAAAUGGUGUCAUCUGAACUUCUAAAUGGUGUCACCUAAACUUCUAAAUGGUGUCACCUGAGCCUCCAGUCACCUGUGUGUAUAAAUAGUGUUCACUGGGAAUAAUAAAGCUCUGUGACUGUAACUAACCUCAACACCUGGGUGGGGGAGCAAGGAUGAGACCUCAUUAUUUGUACAUAGAUGUAUCAAUUGUAUUAUGGAAUUCUUUUUAUUAAACAUGGAGAUUUAAAGCAUGGUGUGUUUGUUGGAUUAAUUUUGAAGGAGUGUAUUGAAAACCCUGUUUUCUUUGUCUAACACCAUGUCAUACUAACCCACACUCAAAGCAGUAUGCAAUAAAGAUGCAACAUUUACCCAAAUAACCCAGGUUUGAUGAAAU